AUGGGAUUUCACUUCCAGAGUUACGUCGCAAUGGCCGGGCGCGCCAUCAACCCCGCCCAGUGGCGCCGCCAGUGGCGCCAGCUCGAAGGAAAACAGUUCUCCGACGUCGCUCAACAAAUGAUGUUCUGGACAAAUAAACAAUUUGCACAAAUAUCUCGCACAUCCGAAUACCGCCGCUGGUGGUGGGCGAACCCCCUGGGCAUGGGACUUGUGUUCUACGGCACUUACAAGGUCUGGCACAUGACCUACAUGGUUCGAAAGCAAAAGAAAACCGCCCAGCUCGUCGCCGCCGCCUACGGCCAGGGCGGCCAGUGGCUCAACCCUGUGCCCAAAUAA
This is a messenger RNA of Eimeria necatrix, 336 nucleotides long. RefSeq lists its product as hypothetical. Bases 1 to 336 code for a protein of 111 amino acids. The transcript has 3 exons. Lineage: Eukaryota; Apicomplexa; Conoidasida; Eucoccidiorida; Eimeriidae. The record is from RefSeq and is a predicted model, not a curated record.